AUGGGGGCCCACGAGCAUCCCAGGGCGCAGUCUGCUGCAGCAGCAGCAGCAGCAGAUGGCGCACCGUGCGCUGCAGCAGCAGCACCCCCCUCCUGCAGCAGCUCGGCCAGCCCAGCAGCAGCAGCAGCAGGAGCAGCAGGAGCAGGAGCUUCUCCGAGCCGCAGCCUCCCGAAAGCUCCCUGCGGUUCCCCGUCUCCCUCCAACGGCGUGAGCAGCAGCAGCAGCAGCAGCGGCAUCUGCAGCAGCAGCAGCAGCAGCAGCAGCAGCGUGUGCAGCGGGAGCGUGCUGGUGGUGGGGGCGGGCGGCAUCGGCUGCGAGCUGGUGAAAAGUCUGGUGCUGCGGGGCUUUUACCGGAUUUUGGUUUUGGACUUGGACUCGAUUGACAUAACGAAUUUGAACCGGCAGUUCUUCUUCAGGCAGCAGCACGUGGGCAGCAGCAAGGCAGCAGUGCUGGCAGCAGCAGCAGCAGGUCUCUUUUCCGCGCAGCAGCUCUCCCGCAUUCGCCAGGGGCGUGCUGCUGUUGCUGCUGCUGCUGCUGCGGCGGCCGCGGGCGCCGACCCCCUGGCAGCAGCAGCAGCAGCAGCAGCGGCCGCCAGGGGCGCCCGAGACGCCGCCCUGGACCCCGCGGUCGUCGCCGCAGCAGCAGCAGCAGCAGCAGCGGACCCCGCAGCAGCAGCAGCAGCGGCGGCGGCGGCGCCCGCAGACGCCGAAACACCAGCAGCAGCAGCAGCAGCAGCAGGAGCAGCAGGACUGGUGGACGGGCGCGUGCUGUUCGGAAUAGUGGGAGUUUGCUGCAGCAUCUUCGAGCCGGAGUUCUCGGUGUCGCUGCUGCGUUCGUUUUGCUGCUGCUUCGGAGCGCUGGACAACCUGCGGGCCCGGCAGCAGCUAAACCGGCUCUGUGCUGCAGCAGCAAAGCCGCUGCUGGAGAGCGGCAGCAGCGGCUACAGCGGGCAGGCGGUGCCGAUUGUGGGGGGCAGCACGCUGUGCUUCGACUGCGAGGCGAAGCAGCAGCAGCAGCAGCAGCAGCAGCACUUCGCCGUCUGCACCCUCCGCCAGCAGCCAGACCGCCCCGAACACUGUGCUGCUUGGGCCAAAAUGCUGCACGAGUUGCUGUUUGCUGCUGAGGACCCUGCGAACUUGCUGGCGGACUUGAAGCAGGACUUGGACGCACUUUGCUGCUGCAGCAGCAGCAGCAGCAGCAGCGGCAGCGGCAGCGGCAGCGGCAGCGGUGGGGGGGGGUUGGCAGCAGCGGGGGUUCGCGUGAUGGAGGAGGUCUUCAGCAAACAAAUUAAAGAUCUCCUCAAGUUGAAAAAAAACUGGAAAAGUGGAAAAGAGCCCCAGCCACCCCUCAUACAACCCCAGCUGCUGCUGCAGUGGUACCAGCAGCAGCAGCAGCAGCAGCAAGGGCAGCAGCAGCAGCAGUGGCAGCAGCCGUCGCCGCACAAGAUCUGGUCCGUGGAGGAGUGCCAGAAGAUCUUCCUCCGCACCUUCUGCGCACUUAUGGAGAGGAAGCAGAGGCUGCUGCAGCAGCAGCAGCAACAGCAGCAGCAGCAGCAGCAGCAGCAGCAGGGGAUCCCGUUUGACAAGGACGAUGACCUGGCCAUGGACUUUAACCGAUGGGAGCUGCAGGCGAUCGUUGGCGCCAUCAUCCCAGCCAUUGCGAGCACAAAUGCAAUUGUUGCUGCAAUGCAGGUCGUAGAGGCGAUGCAUUUGUUGAGCUUCAUGGAGCAGCAGAAGCUGCAGAAGGAGCAGCAGCAGCAGCAGCAGCAGCCAGAGAAGACAGUGCGGGACAGCCUCGCUCGGCAGGUGUGGGUGAAGCCGUUCGUGACGGGGAGGAGGAGCGAAGAGUUCGGUUUGCUGCUGCUGCCGGAGGCUUUGGAGGCCCCCAGAAGCAGCUGCUUCGUUUGCCAGCAAAUCACAGUCACUGUCAAACUCGCCAGCCUCAAGCAGUGGAGUCUGUUGGCCUUCUUGACGAAAGUGCUGCAAAACGGCCUCGGCUGCAACACGCCUUUUCUUGACAGCAGCAAAAACGUAAUAGACCCUGAGGAAGCAAAAGCAGACAAAGAGUACCGAGAAAUGCUGCAGAAAACAAAACUCACUGACGCAGGCCUUUACAGUGGGGCCCUGCUCACUGUGACCGACUUCUCUCAAGGAAACUUCCAGUGCGACCUUCUGCUGCUGGAGGAUAAAUCCCUCGCCCAAAAUUCGGCUGAGGAAGAAGACGCCUUUAUAAUAACCAAACCUGACAGCAGCAGCAGCAGCAGCAGCAGCGACAGCAGCAGCAGCAGCGGCAGCAGCAGCAGCAGCAGCAGCGACAGCAGCAGCAGCAGCAGGGGCGAAGGGGGAAAGAGAAAAGCGGCGGCGGAGGAGAAAGCAGCAAAGCGGCAGAAGCGGGAAGAAGUCGUUAUUGACCUCGAGGAGGAGACCGAACAGCAGCAGCAACCAGCAGCAGCAGCAGCAGCAACAGCAGCAGGGACGGAAGAAGUGCUGCUGCUGAGCGACAGCGAUUGA
Molecule: messenger RNA, 2511 nt
Organism: Eimeria tenella
Lineage: Eukaryota; Apicomplexa; Conoidasida; Eucoccidiorida; Eimeriidae
Product: ubiquitin-activating enzyme, putative
Exons: 8
Coding region: 1-2511 (836 amino acids)
Biological process (GO): protein sumoylation
Cellular component (GO): SUMO activating enzyme complex; cytoplasm
Molecular function (GO): SUMO activating enzyme activity
Source: RefSeq, a predicted model, not a curated record